ACAUCAUCGACGGAAGUGGCGUUGAUUUUCGCGCAAGGAAACGAGUCCUGGUCCUGGCGCGCCAAAUUUCAAAGCACUUCCUGGGGAGAGGAGGCGAUAAGAUUUACCACGGAGCACAAAUAAAAGACACAUGUAGCGUUUUACUAAACAUAUACCUUCAUAAAUUAGAAUGAAGAGGAGCAUGUGACGGCAUCUGACCCGGCACUGCAUAUCCACUUUUAAUACUUCACAUAGCUAGAGAUUUUGUGCAGAACUCUAUCUAUCUGUGCUGCUACUUUUUAGUUGUCCUCCAAAUAUUUUGAUAAUAUCUAGUGUGUCAGAUGUUAUGUACUUGGCAUAAUCAUUUAUUUAUAAGGGUCGUACUCAAAAGAGUCUUUCUGAGUAUGAGUCUUUGAUGGAGGACGUUUAGCCCAGUGUUAUGUGAUUGGCCCAGCUGUUGCCGGCUGUGUUGCAGAUCUUCUCCCCAUUUAUUUGUGGGAUGUCAAAAUGUCGUCAGGAGUCCAGCCGUGUUUUCAACUGUUGAGGAUUGGAUUGUCUCAUACAAACAGUAGUAACGCCCAUGGAAAUGAGUCAUCUGACUCUGCGCGUGACCUGUACACUUUCCGGCCCGCUCUGGCCCAGUGUGUGUUUAGGCUGGGACGGGCCACAGAGCUCUGUGACGUCACUCUGGAGUCAAUAAUCGUGUCCCGUAUCCAUGCUGAGCUCCAUGUGGAAAGAGAAACCGAUGCGUCUGGAGAAGAGGGCUGGAAAGUUCAAGUGAAGGACCGCAGCAGCUAUGGCACAUGGGUAAAUGACAUACGCCUUCAACAAGGAGUGUUUAAGGAAAUCUUUGAUGGCGACACACUCACCAUCGGUGGCCAAUCAGGACGGGCCAGCCCAGAAUUCUACUUCCUCUUCCAGAAAGUACGGGUUCGCCCACUGGACUUUGACGCCAUCACUGUGCCCAAAGCGGGUUCCUUCUCAUCUGACAUUAAGAACCGCAUCAGAACGUCCUCGGACCGUAAACCGGACCCCGCCUUGGACAUUUCAAAGCUGUCCAUCAACAGAGCCACGGUCAUCCUCAACUCCAUCGGCAGCCUGAGCAAGAUGAACGGCAGCUGCUGGACUUUUAAGAAAAGCGAAAAAACGACCAACUUGAACUCUCCGCCAUUCAAUGCGUUGGCCCCGCCCACAACCCCGCCUCCUUUCCAGGCUGUUGGCGAGAUUUCAUCCAAGUCUGUCCCGCCGUCUUCAAAAAGCCGACGCAAGUCAGCCCACACGGUUCUGCUGGAAGACGACAGUUCAGACGAUCCCGCGGAGGACGGGAGGAGAGUACAAGCAAAGAAAAGACGACGACUUUACAAGUCAGAGUCAGAGGUGUUUCAACCCCCUCUACCCAAACUGGAGCAAAGUUGCCGCUCACAGCUUGAUGUGUCGAAACACACCGGCAGCGUUUUCAAUGCGGCACCGAACAGGCAGUUCAAUCAUGUUGUGAACAUGAGUCACACCACAGGCAACAGCAUCAAUUUGACUCCCCACCGCCAGCAGAAACCCUGCUUGUCUGGUCCUGGACGGAGACCAAGGGCAAACAGCUCUCCGAUUUACUCUUCCCUGCGGAUGGGAAGUGAGAAUUACAACCUGACCUCCCCAUCAGCCAGGAUGAGUAAGACGGACAAGGCGAGGGGGGUGAUUUCUCGCUUUCAGGCCUCAACCGGGCGACGACGCGGAAGGCCUAGAAAACACCCGCUGCCGCCACGGCCUUCCCUGCCAUCUCCCUCAUCAUCAUCUUCCUCCAGCUCCUCUUCCUCAUCCUCCUCCUCUUCUUCCUCUUCUGAAGACGAGGAUGAUGUUGACAUGGGGGUCGCUCAGGGCGUGGAACCGUGCGCAGCGACACACUGUCGUCUCCCGCAGCAGGACACAGUGCAGUGGAUCCAGUGUGACGACUGCGACGCCUGGUAUCACCUCGACUGCCUGCCACACAAACACAACCGAGACUCGCUGCUGUUCGACCCCAGCGCAGACUUCCACUGCGGAUGCCACUCGCCCUCCUCUUCAUUCAAGGCUCUGUGAUAAACCAAGCUCUCAGACAUUGUUGUUAUUUCCAUCAAAUUCAUGGCGACUGGCAGAUAUGUUGCGUCUUGGCAUUCACCGUGCGAAUGUUGGCGAGUAAAUGUUUUCUGCAGUGGUGCUAAUUGCUUUGAAUGGUGAUUUAAUCUGAUUUGGAUCAAAUGAGGGUGUUGGAUUUGCACACCAGCUUCAUGCGCACUGCAUCCCAUUAGAACUCAGCACUGGAUGCUUUCUAACAUUUUAUGAUACAUGUAUUCCACAUACACACGGAUGUAAUCUAAAAGCUAAAAAUCCAAAAUAUGUAUGAAUAUAUUUGUCUUUUUUUGUGGGAUUUUAUAUUUUCAGAAGUAUGGAUUGAUGAAUUAAAGAGACUGAGUCUUUGGAUUCAAAUAUCGAGGAUGACUUGUAUAGGCUUUAACUAGAUACUUUACCAACAUAAUAGCUGGUAUGUAAUAUGUUGUCAUUAAAUACUGUAUGAGAGGUUUUAAAUUGGCGAUGAGAAUAUAUACGCGUGCAGUUAUGAAGAUGUGCUGUCUUAUUCAAUGGUUUCAUAAGCAUUAAUUUCAGAACGGCUAAACCUGAAGUCACUCCAGAAGCGUUUGAUUGAAUGCGUAAGUGAAGUGCAAACAUUUCUAUGUACAUUUUAACCUUGAAAUUUCAUCGCACACACGAUUGUCAGUGGGUUUUUUUGUAUGGGGCCUGUUAUUAACUCAAGUUUUGAUUCUGGUUUGGAUUAACCCUGUGUAGAUGUAUGCCUGUUUAUAAAAAUAGAAUUGCUGUGGUAUGAAUGUUAAAAGAUACUUUCACUGUCUUCACUUUAACUCAACAUUCUAAAAACGACAAAUGACUUCUGUCACAAUGUUUGUCUUGUUGGGAAUCAAGGGCUGAAUAAAGAAUUCUAUAUUUAAAAUA
Molecule: messenger RNA, 2958 nt
Organism: Pimephales promelas (fathead minnow)
Lineage: Eukaryota; Metazoa; Chordata; Actinopteri; Cypriniformes; Leuciscidae
Gene: tcf19l
Product: transcription factor 19 (SC1), like
Biological process (GO): regulation of gene expression
Cellular component (GO): nucleus
Molecular function (GO): protein binding
Source: RefSeq, a predicted model, not a curated record